Talaromyces atroroseus is the source of this 774-nucleotide messenger RNA. RefSeq lists its product as hypothetical. Gene Ontology annotation, molecular function: dipeptidase activity. NCBI's taxonomy places the organism in Eukaryota, Fungi, Ascomycota, Eurotiomycetes, Eurotiales, Trichocomaceae. Bases 1 to 774 code for a protein of 257 amino acids. The record is from RefSeq and is a predicted model, not a curated record. The transcript is spliced from 3 exons.
AUGUCGGACGUGAGUCUUGUCAUGCAAGCUGCCAUCGACGAGGCAGAGGCUAAGCUAAGUGAACUCAACCUCGAUAUCCAUAGCCAUCCAGAACUCGGAUAUCAAGAGCAUCAUGCGCACGACGCCAUCGUGAGGGCACUUAGGAGCUUGGGAUUUACGGUCACGCCUCAUGCAUACGAUAUUCCAACCUCUUUUCUAGCAGAUUAUGGAAGCGGCGGCCGCCUGGUCGUCUUCAACGCCGAAUAUGAUGCGCUGCCAAAGAUUGGACAUGCUUGUGGACAUAAUCUCAUCAUGACGGCCUCCUUCUCUGGAUUCAUCGCCGCCACCGCUGCCUUGAAGCACUCUGGAAAGCCGGGCCGGGUUCGUCUACUGGGGACGCCGGCCGAGGAGGGAGGUGGUGGUAAGGCCCUGCUCAUCUCACGAGGAGCCUAUGAGGGCGUUGAUGCCUGCGUCAUGGCACACCCAACCAACAUGACUGCAAUGGGCAAAACCUCCCUCGAACGGCAUCACAUUCAACCCCCACUCACCGUCAAGGGGAAGGAAUCCCACGCUGCGGCGUCGCCAUGGAACGGCCAAAACGCGCUGGACGCAGUCGUGGGAGGAUACGUCCAUGUUAGCAUGAUCAGACACGCGCUUUACCCCGCUGAACGAGUCCAUGGAAUCAUCACUCAGAGUGGAGUGAAGAACAACAUUAUCCCCGAUAUAGCUAGUGUCAACUACGGCGUGCGAGCGCCGACUAUGGAUAUCGGAUCAAGGUUCUACGCGAUAAAGUAA